AUGCAGUUUAAGGAUAUUGCAGUUAAGCUUUAUUACAAAGCUGUUCAUUUUUACUUGCAAGAGCAACCAUAUCUUAUCAACGAUUUUCUUAAUGUACUUGCUCUUCGCGUUGACCAUACCCGUGUCGUCGACAUCAUGCGAAAGACAGGGUGCCUUCCACUUGUGAAACUGUAUAUGGUUGCAAUUCAGAGCAACAAUGUGUGGAGGAGGAAGACUAUGAAAGGCUGGGAGUCUAUUGACUUACACGAUAACUUUGACGAGAUUGGCCUUGCACAGAAGGAGCAAUCCUUUCGCAUGAUGUCGACGACACGUGUAUGGUCAACGCGAAGAGCAAGGAAAGCAAACAGCUCAAAGACAUGGAAGGAGGUUUGUUUCGCAUGUGUGGAUGCUGAUGAGUUUCGGUUGGCUCAGAUAUGCGGGCUCCACAUUAUCGUCCAGGUGGAUGAUUUAGAAGAAGUGAGCGAGUUCUACCAAAACGGAGGAUGCUUCAACGAGCCGAUCUCUCUGAUGGAAAGUGGUCUAGGGUUGGAACGGGCCCACAUGGGAAUUUUCACCGAGAUGGGUGUUCUUUACGCGAGAUACCGUCAUGAAAAGCUUCUUGAGCAUAUUAAGUUGUUUUCAACACGGCUUAAUAUUCCGAAGCUGAUUAGGGCUUAUGAUGAGCAACAACACUGGAAGGAGCUUACUUAUUUGUAUAUUCAGUAUGAUGAGUUUGAUAACGCUGCAUCGACUGUGAUGAAUCAUUUUCCAGAUGCGUGGGACCACAUGCAGUUUAAGGAUAUUGCAGUUAAAGUGGAGAAUGUUGAGCUUUAUUACAAAGCUGUUCAUUUUUACUUGCAAGAGCAUCCGGAUCUUAUCAACGAUGUUCUUAAUGUACUUGCUCUUCGUGUUGACCAUACCCGUGUCGUCGACAUCAUGCGAAAGGCAAGGUACCUUCCACUUGUGAACCCGUAUAUGGUUGCAGUUCAGAGCAACAACGUGUCUGCUGUAAACGUGGCAUUGAACGAGAUAUAUGUGGAAGAGGAAGACUAUGAUAGGCUGCGUGAGUUUAUUGACUUGCACGCCAUGGAGACCGCCGCAGUCCGACGACCGUGA
This is a messenger RNA of Lactuca virosa, 1095 nucleotides long. The record is from the annotation of a GenBank genome assembly. Lineage: Eukaryota; Viridiplantae; Streptophyta; Magnoliopsida; Asterales; Asteraceae.